AAGCAUCUUCUCGUUACAUCUGAGGCUGCAGCAGUGAAGAAAAGGAUGGGAACUAGGGCGAAGCAGAGGAGCCAUACCGGGCAGCGGCAAGUACUCUUUCCCUUCCUGCUGCCUUUGUUCUGUGGGGGGCUCUCUGAGCAGAUCCGCUACUCUAUUCCUGAAGAAAUGGCCAGGGGCUCAGUAGUAGGGAACCUUGCUGAAGACCUGGGGCUGCAUGUACGGGAUUUACUGAACCGCAACCUCAGAGUUAGUGCAGAGAAACAAUACUUUACCAUAAACAGGGAGAAUGGCAACAUACUUGUCAGUGACAGAAUAGAUAGGGAGUCGCUCUGUCCCCAAAGCACCCUGUGUGUUGUGCCCCUAGAGAUCGUGGCAGAGAAUCCUCUAAAUGUUUUUCAUAUAACGGUGAGGAUAGAAGAUAUAAAUGACAAUCCACCGUAUUUCCCCCAAAAUAGCAUUGUUUUACAAAUCAAUGAACUUGCAAUUCUAGGAACUCAGUUUGGUCUGGAAUCCGCUAUAGAUGCAGAUGUAGGACCUAACUCUCUCCAGAGUUACCAACUCAGCUAUAAUGAGUAUUUCUCUCUGAUGGUGAAGGAUAAGAUUGAAGGCAAGAAUGCCCCAGAAUUAAUAUUGGAGAAGCCCCUGGACCGGGAACACCAGAGCUCCCAUUUUCUAGUCCUGACCGCAGUGGAUGGGGGUGACCCAGUCCGAAGUGGCACCAUUCAAAUCAGGAUUGAGGUCACUGAUGCCAACGAUAACCCCCCAGUGUUCAGUCAGGAUGUGUACAAAGUUAGCCUUCCAGAGAACUUGCCCUUGGGCACCUCUGUGCUCAAGGUGACAGCCAUCGACCAGGAUGAGGGCAUCAAUGCAGAGAUCACCUACUCCUUCAAAACACUAAGAGAUAUUGGAAAUAUGUUUAUGCUAGACCAUCAAAAUGGAGAAAUUAAAUCCAAAGGUCCUAUAGACUUCGAAAUUAGGAGUAGUUAUACCAUGAGCAUAGAAGCCAAGGAUGGUGGAGGCAUGGCCACUGAAUGUAAAAUUAUAAUAGAAAUUUUAGAUGAGAAUGACAAUGCCCCAGAGGUUAUUUUCACUUCAGUGUCUAAUUCCAUAACUGAGGGUGCAGAACACGGGAUGGUGAUUGCUCUGUUCAAAACACAUGACAAAGAUUCGGGCCAAAAUGGAGAGGUCACAUGCCUCAUAAAACAAACAGUUCCUUUCAGAAUUGAAUCUUCUGCCAAUAAUUACUACAAGCUUGUAACAGAUGGGUCCUUGGACCGGGAGAAGACCCCUUCGUACAAUGUCACUAUCACAGCCACUGACAGGGGAAAGCCACCCCUUUCCUCCAGCUCAAGUAUCACUCUGCACAUCGAAGAUGUCAACGACAAUGCUCCAGUUUUUGAACAGGCUUUCUAUUUGGUCCACAUUGCCGAGAACAACCCUCUGGGUGCCUCCAUUGCCCAAGUCAGCGCCUCGGACCCCGACCUG
Molecule: messenger RNA, 1485 nt
Organism: Neomonachus schauinslandi (Hawaiian monk seal)
Lineage: Eukaryota; Metazoa; Chordata; Mammalia; Carnivora; Phocidae
Product: protocadherin gamma-B7-like
Exons: 1
Biological process (GO): homophilic cell-cell adhesion
Cellular component (GO): plasma membrane
Molecular function (GO): calcium ion binding
Source: RefSeq, a predicted model, not a curated record